Venturia canescens is the source of this 2343-nucleotide messenger RNA. It is a transcript of the gene Nop60B, whose product is annotated as dyskerin pseudouridine synthase 1 Nop60B. Gene Ontology annotation, molecular function: RNA binding; pseudouridine synthase activity. Gene Ontology annotation, biological process: snRNA pseudouridine synthesis; mRNA pseudouridine synthesis; rRNA pseudouridine synthesis. The coding region runs from base 112 to 1677 and encodes 521 amino acids. The record is from RefSeq and is a predicted model, not a curated record. NCBI's taxonomy places the organism in Eukaryota, Metazoa, Arthropoda, Insecta, Hymenoptera, Ichneumonidae. The transcript has 8 exons. Gene Ontology annotation, cellular component: box H/ACA snoRNP complex.
GGACGACUACACAAGCUUCUACAUCCACGGUCGGCGUGCCGCGAAGUGCCGCGUCGUGUCCGCUGAUCGCCAUUACUUGUUGUAGUGCACGUGUUUUUAAAAAGUAUCAUAAUGGCAGAAAUCGAGAAAACGAAGAAGAAGGGAAAGAAAAAAAGCUUGGGGGAGAUUCAAACGGCAAUGAAAUGUCAAAUGGAACCGUCUGAUGAAAUUACAAAAUUGGACUGCAAAGACUGGCCAUUGUUGUUCAAGAAUUUCGACAAAAUGAUCACCCGCACAAAACACUUUACUCCUUUGACGAGUGGCUCAACGCCUCUUCACAGAACUUUGUCAGAGUACAUCAAAUCAGGUUGCAUAAAUUUGGACAAACCUUCAAAUCCUUCGUCGCAUGAAGUGGUAGCAUGGAUCAAGAGAAUUCUCAAAGUUGAGAAAACAGGGCAUUCCGGUACACUAGAUCCUAAGGUUUCUGGUUGUCUAAUUGUUUGCAUAGACAGAGCCACUCGUUUGGCAAAGUCUCAACAGUCGGCAGGGAAAGAAUAUAUUGCAGUUUUUAAGCUCCACUCCGCAGUAGACAACAUAUUAAAGAUAAAUCAAGCGCUGGAAAAAUUACGCGGUGCGCUGUUUCAAAGGCCUCCGCUAAUAUCGGCGGUAAAGCGUCAACUGCGUGUAAGGACGGUGUACGACAGCUGGUUUCUCGAUUAUGAUGCAGAUAGGAAUAUGGGUGUUUUUAAAGUUAAAUGCGAGGCUGGAUCCUACGUCAGGACGAUAUGUGUACACUUGGGAUUGUUCCUUGGGACUGGAUGUCAAAUGCAAGAAUUGCGAAGAAAUCGCUCUGGUGUACAAAGCGAAUCGGAUAAUAUGGUGACUAUGCAUGAUAUUCUCGAUGCUCAGUGGCUGUAUGAGAAUCACGCUGAUGAAUCGUAUUUGAGACGUGUAAUCAAACCUCUCGAAGCACUUCUCGUCAAUCACAAGAGGAUAAUCGUUAAAGACAGUGCGGUAAAUGCAAUAUGCUAUGGUGCAAAAAUCAUGUUGCCUGGUGUUUUGAUGUAUGACGAUGGAAUAGAACUGAAUCAAGAAAUUGUCAUUGUCACCACCAAAGGAGAAGCCGUUGCUCUAGGAGUUGCUUUGAUGACUUCACCAACGAUGUCCGCUUGCGACCAUGGUGUGGCAGCAAAAAUCAAGCGAGUAAUAAUGGAGCGAGACGCGUAUCCAAGGAAAUGGGGUCUCGGACCAAAAGCUUCAAUCAAGAAGCGUAUGAUUGUUGAAGGAAAAUUGGACAAGCAUGGAAAGCCGAACGAAAAUACGCCUUCCGAUUGGUUGACCAGUUAUAAUGAUUAUUCAGAAAUUAAGAGCGAAGAGAAGAACGGUGGAACAGAACUGGCUGGUAAAAAGAGGAAACACGACGAAACAAUCGCUGAGACGACUGACGUAGCAGGUGAGGUGAAACAGGAACCUACUGAGAUGGAGGUCGAUCCACUUACCUCGCCAAAGGAUGCAAAGAAGGAGAAGAAGGAAAAGAAGAAAAAGAAAAAGAAGGACAAGCAAGCUGAGGAAGCUGCAGACGAAACUUUACCGACCGAAACAGAAGCUGAAACUCAAGAAACUCCACAGAAAGAGAAGAAGAAGAAAAAGAAAAAGAGCAAAGACGUCGAGGCACCAGAAGAAUCCGAAAACCAAUAGGAUCAUAAAAAGCGCGUCUGUAUAUUUUCACAAAGCGAACUACGUGAUUUGUAGCUCGUCCCUGAGGGUAUUUACGAGGAGAAAGAAAAAAUUAUUUUAUAGGAGCAAUUUUCGUACCAUCUCUUUAUGAAUUCCUCUGUGUUUUUACACAGAACCUCCUCAAACACGCAAACGCUUGUUUUAUUAUUUGCGCGCGAAUACUUCAAACUCUCGUGUUUCUUACUUUUUUACAGUUCCCGAUGAACAGCGAACUUUUGUAAUAAUCUAUGAGGUCCGUGUCUUUGAACACGGAAGAAAAAGAAAUGUGAGUUCGAACUUGUUCGUGAUAAAUGUAUAUAGAAUCGUAAUAAUUGCGAUGGACAUCGAUUGAAAAUAAUUGAAUCGAUUUUUUUCAUAGAUUUCUUUUGGUUUUUUUUAUAUAUAGACCCGAUUUUUCAAGAAAGGCAAUUGUGAUGAAUUUUCAUGAAAAAUAAUAAUACCGGUCAAAUCCUCGUACCUCAAAACAGAUUCUUCCACCAAACAUGAUUCGAAAAACAUAUUUUUUUUUUAUUGCAAAGUACACCUAAGAUGAAUAUAAAUUGAUGUUAUGGAUAAAAAAAACGAAAUGGUAUCAUCUUUCCGGAAAGUGGUUUACUAUUUUGAAUAAAAAAUAUUGCAUUAAAUGAA